Molecule: messenger RNA, 849 nt
Organism: Diprion similis
Lineage: Eukaryota; Metazoa; Arthropoda; Insecta; Hymenoptera; Diprionidae
Product: multiple inositol polyphosphate phosphatase 1-like
Exons: 5
Coding region: 1-849 (282 amino acids)
Molecular function (GO): inositol phosphate phosphatase activity; acid phosphatase activity
Source: RefSeq, a predicted model, not a curated record
AUGCACUUAUCCUUCGUUAAGACGCGUCAUUCGAAGGUCGUGCUGUUGCACAUGCAUUUCGAUGUCAGCUUCCUUGCAUACAAAAAUAUUCAAUUACCAGGAUGGCUUUACCGCAUGUGGACCAUGUGCGGUUACGACAUGGCGCUGAACGUCGGCAAGUUGUCACCUUGGUGCGCCGUUUUUACCGCCGAGGAAAUGAGGGUCUUCGAAUACAAGGACGCCUUGGUUGACUACUAUAAGCGUGGAAACGCUCACGAAUACAACGUCCGGUUGGGCUGCCCGCCUCUGCGAGACAUGGUCGAUAGUUUCCGAAAAAUCGAAGGCGAGGACGGUGGCUACUCGGUGGAGCCGAAAGGCGUUUUCAACGUCGGGAGAUCGAGAAGCUACCAUUUGUUCAUGGCUGCCUUGGGCAUCGUCAACGAUUCCUCGCCCCUGCUAGCGAGCGAUUUCAAACUUAGGAAAAAAUACUUGUGGAAUACGACGGAGAUUGGAUCAUUCGGAGCCAACAUCGCGGCUGUAUUUUACAAAUGCAACGACACGGCCUCGCCUAACAAAGUCAAGUUUUAUCAGACUGAAAAGCCCGUCGACUACCCGGGAUGCGUGGAGGGUUUGUGCGACUGGGAGUACUUGAAGAAUAAAUUUCGGAAGCAGGUGUUGGAGUGCGACAACGUAGACUUCUGUUACAAAACUUUAAACGAAUCAUCGCGAGUUACUUUGCCACCAGUGGCAAAGUUGGUGCUCAUAUUUUCUGUCCUGAUUCUCCUAAUUUUCCGAAAGCCGCACCUGGAAAGAAUGUCGAAGAGAAUUCUAGUUUGUUGCGUUAGGCGCAGAAAUACGCGGCUCUUGUAA